UCUCUUUCUCUCUCUCUCUCUCUCUGUGUGUGUGUGUGUGUGUUUGUGUAUGUUUCUGUCUCCAGCGGCUGCGUCCUUUCCAAAGCCACUUUCCAAGAGUAGGUGCGGCAGCAAAGCCGGGCCGGGCAGAAGGGAAAGGCGUGGUUCCACCCCCUCAGUUGGUUUCUCCGGAGGAUGGGCCGAUUUCACCAAUGUCAGCCUAUUUAUACCCGGGCGCUUUUUUAAAUCCAAGAGCCACAACAUACGGUACCUCCGGCUCGGGAGCCCCUGGGACCAAAGUCAUGCCUUUGCCGGAGCCGAGAAGCGCGUGGAGACGCGGCGGCGGCGGCUGCUGCUGCGGCAGGUGCGGGCGCGGGCGCGGUGUUAAGAAGCGCGAGGUUCAAGCGCUCCGCUGCCUUUGCGCGCUCAGCUGCCUGGGGAUGCUGGUCCUGGCUCUGCCGGUCCUGUACUUGAUGCGAGCCAAGCUGGCGGAGAAAGCAGCGAUCGAGGAGGAGAUCUUGAUGGAAAAGCUGUCUGCCCCCCAAAAACAGUAUGGGAGUCCACCUUGCAACAACUGCGAUUCUAAAAUACGGCCGAGCAUUCAUGCAAGAGUCGAUUCCGGGAGCAAAUGUAUAAAUGAGACUCAGGAGGGUUCAACUCUCGUCUGGGAUAUUGACUUCCAAGAUGGCCAGUUCCAGCUGGAUGACAACAGUACUUAUUUCAUCAUCCCCCAAGAUGGGAACUAUUUCGUUUACUCCCAAGUGACGUUUUCCUGCUUUAAGUGCAAUUGUGAAGAGAAAAUUUGCUGCGGGAAGAAAACGAAAGGGACAAGGAAGGUCUGGCAGACGAUUAUACAUAAAACAUCAGCCUAUCCCAAACCCAGCGAGUUGUUCACAUCCAUCAGCCCCAUCAACGAGAGCAAAUCGCUGAAAAGCCUUUAUCUGGCAGGAAUCAUCCCGUUAAAGAAAGACGAGAGGCUUAUGGUUAAUGUUUCCAACCCCGGAUUGGUACAGCCAGAUGUUCGGUACACUUUUUUUGGUGCAUAUCUCAUUAGCUAAAGAUAAGGAUUCCAACAGCUGCCUAGCAUUAGUGUCCAGGGUGGGAUUGUGGUGGCGUUGCUGGGUUUUUGCUAAGCUAGGUGCUGUUGGAAAAAGAAAGAAAGAAAGAAAGAAAGAAAGAAAGAAAGAAAGAAAGAAAGAAAGAAA
Crotalus tigris (Tiger rattlesnake) is the source of this 1184-nucleotide messenger RNA. RefSeq names its product TNF superfamily member 15 (gene TNFSF15). The coding region runs from base 192 to 1037 and encodes 281 amino acids. The record is from RefSeq and is a predicted model, not a curated record. Lineage: Eukaryota; Metazoa; Chordata; Lepidosauria; Squamata; Viperidae. Gene Ontology annotation, molecular function: tumor necrosis factor receptor binding. Gene Ontology annotation, biological process: immune response. The transcript is spliced from 4 exons. Gene Ontology annotation, cellular component: membrane.